ACUUCUUGGUUCGGGUGAUGGAAAGCCCGGCAGGCUUUCUUAUUGAGCAUGGUUGACACCGAGUCUAGGACCACUCAGGGCUGUCUCUUCCUAUGGCAACCAGUUGAAUGCUUCCUCGGUGUUCGAGACUUCGAGUUCGUCUUUUCAGUAUCUUCGUGAGACCUCUAAGCCCUUCAACGCAGAUAAAGUUCGUCAGAUAUUACCUCAAACACGCUAUCCGAAGCCUCAUCAUACUCGUAGCGUACUUGAGUUCAGGACCCAAGGCGUCCAAUACGCCGACUGUCAACAAGGAGAUAAAGCAGGCGCAUCAGACGGGGGAUUUAGGAAUGCAUGUCGAGACGGAAGGGUUAGACAUUCUGUGCUUUUUACCUGCUUCUUAUUUCUGGUCGUGGCCAAGAAUUUUGGGGCAUGAUGGGCAUAGAGACUCCAUAUCUCGCAUGCUUCCAAAUGUUCAAAUGCGCAUAAGCGUUGGGAAGCGUCGUGGCGGCGCGAAAGCGAUCUCGUGCGGGAGGAGAAAGUCUCGUCGCAGCUCGUCGAACAUCCAGCGGCCCGGAUCAUGCCCAUUUCGGGGCGACGGUCUUCGAUAUGCAUGACUUCCUUUGACAGCGACAUAUGUGGGAUGUCUGCCGCGACGCUGAUCAAGAACGGCAGAAGUCGUCACAUCGAGGAAAUUAUUUUGGAACUGAGAUGGAGCUUCUCGCAGAG
Messenger RNA from Aspergillus saccharolyticus JOP 1030-1, 705 nucleotides. RefSeq lists its product as uncharacterized. The transcript has 3 exons. The coding region runs from base 108 to 593 and encodes 161 amino acids. NCBI's taxonomy places the organism in Eukaryota, Fungi, Ascomycota, Eurotiomycetes, Eurotiales, Aspergillaceae. The record is from RefSeq and is a predicted model, not a curated record.